Molecule: messenger RNA, 5381 nt
Organism: Pteropus alecto (black flying fox)
Lineage: Eukaryota; Metazoa; Chordata; Mammalia; Chiroptera; Pteropodidae
Gene: NPTXR
Product: neuronal pentraxin receptor
Exons: 7
Coding region: 1-1347 (448 amino acids)
Source: RefSeq, a predicted model, not a curated record
AUGACAGCCGGUUCCAAGGGAACUAGCCAGAAGCUGCAGGGGCUCAAGCAGAUGGAGCUGAGAUUUGGGGAGCUUGUUGGGCCAUCUGGUCCUUACUACCGCCACUCCGUGGGGGACAUCUCCCUCCCCAUCACCCCGAAGACCAUAACCCCCCUGAGCUUCCCUGGCCAGAUAGGAAAUGCAGGCUUCAGGAAGACAGGAGCUGUGGACUCUGGGAGAAUCUUAGGUGGCGACCAGGAAGGGCUGGCGACGGCGCUGCAGCAGGAGGCGCGCAUCCGCGCGGACCAGGACACCAUCCGCGAGCUCACCGGCAAGCUGGGCCGCUGCGAGAGCGGCCUGCCGCGCGGCCUCCAGGACGCCGGGCCCCGCCGAGACGCCAUGGCCGACGGGCCCUGGGACUCGCCCGCGCUCAUCCUAGAGCUGGAGGACGCCGUGCGCGCCCUCCGGGACCGCAUCGACCGCAUCGAGCAGGAGCUCCCAGCCCGUGUGAACUUCUCAGCUGCCCCUGCCCCUGCCCCUGUGGUGCCCACCGCCCUGCAUUCCAAGAUGGAUGAGCUGGAGGGGCAACUGCUGGCCAAGGUGCUGGCACUGGAGAAGGAGCGUGUGGCCCUCAGUCACAGCAGCCACCAGCAGCGGCAGGAGGUGGAGAAGGAGCUGGAUGCCCUGCAGGGCCGCAUAGCCGAACUGGAGCACGGGUCCUCGGCCUACAGCCCCCCUGAUGCCUUCAAGAUCAGCAUCCCCAUCCGCAACAACUACAUGUAUGCCCGCGUGCGGAAGGCUCUGCCUGAGCUCUACGCCUUCACCAUCUGCAUGUGGCUGCGGUCCAGGUCGGGGGGCACUGGCCAGGGCACCCCCUUCUCCUACUCAGUGCCAGGACAGGCCAAUGAGAUUGUGCUGCUGGAGGCGGGCCACGACCCCAUGGAGCUGCUGAUCAACGACAAGGUGGCCCAGCUGCCCCUGAGCCUGAAGGACAAUGGCUGGCACCAUAUCUGCAUCGCUUGGACCACAAGGGAUGGCCUGUGGUCUGCCUACCAGGAUGGGGAGCUGCGAGGCUCCGGGGAGAACCUAGCCGCCUGGCACCCCAUCAAGCCUCAUGGAAUCCUUAUCCUGGGCCAGGAGCAGGAUACCCUGGGUGGCCGGUUUGAUGCCACCCAGGCCUUCGUGGGUGACAUCGCCCAGUUUAACCUGUGGGACCAUGCUCUAACACCUGCCCAGGUCCUGGGCAUUGCCAACUGUACUGGGCUGCUGCUGGGCAACGUCCUCCCCUGGGAAGACAAGCUGGUGGAGGCCUUUGGGGGUGCAACGAAGGCUGCCUUUGAUGUCUGCAAGGGGAGGGCUAAGGCAUGAGGGCCCCUCCCUUGCCUGCCAAUUUUGGGACCUUAUGGGAGGCUGGACAUAUGCCCUCCUCAGCUUACCUACACACUGGCCUCCCCUCCUGCCCCACUCCUGGCCAUGCCUCUCAUUUCCCCCACCUAUACCCACACUCCCAGAAUGUUCUGCCCUGUGAUGGCUGUCCCUUGAUCUAAUUUUGAUGGGGACAAGCAGCUCAAAUCAACAGGUCAAGCCUAGGGUGAGUCCAAGGCCUGGCGGGGGUGGGUACCAGAGCCUGUGGCUCUGCCCACCCUCCUGGCAUUAUGCCAGAGCCAUCUCUUACCCACACUACACCCUGUUCCAUCAACCACAUCUGAUUCCACUGAUCUCAGUGGCAUCCGCCAUGGGGGUGUGUAUGGGCGAAGGCCCACUGUCUCAGUGGCAGGGGUGGCCAUUCACCCCUUGUCCCCCAUGCAACAGGCUUGGCUCCUUCCCCUCAGGGCCACAACAGGCUAUAGAGCUCUACCCGCAGUUGAGAAGGGGAUGACAGAGACAGAGGAGACUCAGACUCACCCCUCCUCCAUCUUUCCACCAGCUGACAGUCAAGGGCAGCAGAAUCCUGAUGGAGCCUCUCCCCCACAGCCCCGCCCCACCCGCACCCACACCCACACCCUCUCUCUUCCUCCUCUUUUCGCGUUUCUUUGUGUGAAGUGGGUUGACUGUUGGUUCUGUGCCUGUCCCAGCCCCAUCUCCAUUUCCAGGCCAUUCCCUUCCUUCCCAGCUCUGGCCUGGAGGGUUAGGGACCAAGACCCCAGGAGGCCAAAGGGCCAUAGUAACCCCUUGUACCCAUCCACAGCUGUGCCCACUGUUAGCAUAGUCGCCUCUGUGGCCAAGACAGGGCCUGGGCCUCUUCAGCUGAGCUAGGAGCAUCAUGAGGCAGAGACACUGUGCCCUAGGAGACCCAGACUCUGGCAAAGCCACAUUACCUAGCCCCUCUGCAUGGCCCUGCAGCCUCUGUGGAGGGAAGGAAGGAAGAAGCCCAGUGAGCAGGGAGAAGCAUGGAGUGGUACACAGCACUGCUGGACGAGAAGCAGGAGCCCUUGGUUCCUAGCUAGAUCUGCCGUGUGGCCUUCUAUAAGUCCCUGCCCUCUCUCUGGGCUGGCCUCUCUCAUUUGUGAGCUGAGGCCCUUGCUUUGGUUGUUUCUGAGCUCUCCAGAUCAAACGCGAGAUGGUCUGUGAUUUCAGGUGGAUAGGGUAGGGCAAGCCGGAGAACUUUCCUGGUUGAACAAGGAGCCUGGGACUGGGCAGCAGAUGGGAUCUGGCUAGGCAUGGGCCAGGGUCAGCAGCUGGCUCCAGAGAGUCAAAGGCAAGGGCAAAGGGCAAGGCAGCCCAACCUCAUGUGCAGGUUGUAAAAGUCAGCUCUUCUGGAUCCCCCUGCCUGGCACCCUUGCCUGUCUGAGAGUGUCUCAAAGGCUGGUGGCUUCCUGGUCCCCACGCUUGAGUCCUCACCAGCUUCUCUAAGAGAGUGGAAGAAUAUCAGAGCUGAGAAAGCCACACAGUCUGACCCCUUACUUGUACAGCUAGGGAAGAGCACAGAGAGGGCGAGUAACUUGCACAGGAUCACACAGCACAAUGGGACAGAGCCAGGACUAAAACCCAAGACUCUGACGCCCCCUUCAGUGCUCUUUUCCCUCACACCAUCCUGCCUGCUUUUGAGGGUCUUUGAGUCCAGCCCGCACCUAGAGGAUGGACAUUCGAGAGGUCAGAAUGCUUUCCAACAUGACCACUGGAACAUCCUCCUUUAUGAAACACACAUUUUGGCAUCUCUGUCUCCUGGGAGGUGUGAUUCCCCAGGCACACUGGCAGGAAUGGAACGCUGAGAAUACAGGUGUCCCUCCCCUGCCAAUCACCUACCAGGUGUCCAGGCAGCUGCAGGCUACCGAACUCAGUGGGCACGGGUGCCUUUUGCCCGCCUUUGUGUUUCCUGCCUCCACCCCCCAGGCCAUUUAAUCUGUGGCAUGGCGUGAGUGCUGGGCCCAGUGCCCUGGAGGCUCCUCUGAGACUGCCACCUCCAGCCAUGAGAUCCUCAUUUCCAUUUCAAGAGCACAAGGAGACUUUUCAGCACCUCCGGCCCAGCUCCCCCUAGAAGAACCUAGAAGAAGGAGCGAUGGCGUGCUUCCACCAGAACCUGCUGAGAUCUAGGUUGCCCUGGUAACAGCCAAUGACAUCAGCCCAAGUGCUGGGUCAAGCAUCUCAUAGUGACAUAUGCUGUUGCUGAGGUGAUGGCAGAAUUUGGAACUUAGAUUUCGGGGACACUGGACACUGAGCUUUAUUGGGUUUCUAUUUUGGGUUUUAAGGAAGCAGCUUUUGUGGAGGCCUUGGGGGAAAGAAUGAGUCUUAGGAGAGAGGUGACAGGACUUGCUGGAUUGCUUGAGCCUACUCAGAGGCAUCAUCUCAAACCCUUUACACUUUGUUAUGGUGAUGAUAAGACUCCUGACGUCUGUGCUGAGUGACCCUGGUCAGCCUUCCAGAGGGAACAGGAACGAAUGGAGAUGUUGGGGUGCAGACUCUUGAGUCUGGACCAUUGGUGAGUGGUCUGGAUCCCCAUUUCCAGUCCAGGAAAAGCCCCAAAGUCCCCACCUCUCCUUCAUACAUUUGCCGAGUGCCUGCCGUUCGGACUCCAGCUUUGAUCAUCAGCUGCUCCCAGGCACAGCCGAGAAGACAUGGAGGAGGAUCUAGAAACGGUGCUCGAUUGUGUCCCCGAGCUGCUCUUGUCUGAUAGUGACGCUGGAGCCUGUGUUCGUUACAACCUUUUUAAGUGUCAGGCACUGUGCUGAGCACCUCAUGACGUCAUCUUGUUUAUCCUUGCAACACAGUUAGAAGCUAGGACUAUUCUUAGCCCCAUCGUACAUAUACAUAAAGAAACUAGGGCACAGAGAGGUUAAGUAACCUGCCCUGUGUCAAUCAGCCAUCAAGUGAUGGAGCCCAGAGUUCAAACCGAGGAAGAUUACAUUGAGGGCCCACCCCUCAGCCCAAGGGGACAGUCACCCCCACGUUGUGGAGUGGGAUUUGGGCAUCUUCGGUCCUAACGUUUGGGCCUGAAGGAAUGUGUCUGACCCCAUUCACCACCCACAGAACAGGAGGCAUGAGAUGGGCCAUCCGCAGGCGAAGGGUCCCCUUGGGCAAGGCUGUGGGAGGGGUCUCAGUCUCGUCAGGGAAAGCUUCCCUCUGCAGUGCACCCACUGCUUCAGCCCGUCUCUACUGGCUGGAGUUUCCAGAAGGGCUGAAACAGAAGGUGGACUGUGUCCCAAGAGCCCCAGGCAGGGGAGGGAAGGACAUAUUUCUCAGACUCCUGCUUUGGGCCAAGCCCUGUGCGGGUGCUUCACAGCUCUUCUCUGCCGAUUCCCCACCUUUGUGACAUGUUUUGCCCCCAGUCAACCUCCCAACGGGACAGAUCACCUUGCCACAAUGGUGCAUGACCCCGGACCACAGAUUUAUACAGAAGGGCUCGUAGCGGGGGUCAGAGCCCUCAUUAUACAGAGAAGAUGCCAGGGCCCACGGAACCACCUAGCCAGGUCACCAGGAGACCCGCACCCAGCUUUCUGACUCUGUGUCCAGUGCUCUCUCCACGAUGCAGUGGCCCCGCCCUCUCCAGAACUGGGUCCCUUUUCUGUUUCCCUGAACCAGUGGCCCGAACCAGGAGAUGGGAUCAUUUCUUCACCCUCUUUGUCCCGGUCGCCUGCAGGCCCAAACCCCACCUCCUCCAUGACCCCUGACCUCUGAUCCUGCUGGGUGGAGAUGGGGCUCACGUGGGCCCAGGCUGAGCAGUGAGUGAGCAUGUCGGGCAGUUGGACACUGUGAAGUGGGUACACCCUACUGGCAACUCUGCCUUCCCUCCUCCUGGCCUGAUUUUGUACAUAAAGUGACAUGAGAUGCAGUGUGUGUGUGUGUGUGUGUGUGUAUGUGUGUAUGUGUGUGUGUGUGUGAGUGUGUGUGUUCUCUGAUGGAUUUUGUUACUUUUUGUUUUUGUAAACUUGAAUGUCCAAAAUAAACAUGAUGUUUACUCUGAG